Molecule: messenger RNA, 2385 nt
Organism: Colletotrichum aenigma
Lineage: Eukaryota; Fungi; Ascomycota; Sordariomycetes; Glomerellales; Glomerellaceae
Product: E3 ubiquitin-protein ligase RNF216
Exons: 4
Coding region: 1-2385 (794 amino acids)
Source: RefSeq, a predicted model, not a curated record
AUGGCAGACAUCGAGGCCAACAUCAAGAGCGACUGCGCAGCUCAGAUCUUUGCCGUUUUCCCGGAUAUCUGCCCCGAGUACUUCGAGAAGACAGCCACGGAGCUUCUUUACGAUGUCGACAAAAUCAUCGAGGAGAUUCUAGGCGCUUCCUCAUAUCCCAAGAAAGCCCGCUCAAAAAGUCUCAAGCGCAAACGCGAGUCUCCGGCAGAAAAGGAUGAGAUCUCCAAGGUACGGCAACUUUACGACUUCGCCAAUCGUCCUCCGGAGAGAGCACAUGUCUACAUUAGUAUCUCGAAGAAAGUGCUCUCCCAAGACUUCCCGCGAGCUACUAUCAAGAGUAUCACGAAACUACUAGCAGAGCACAAUAAUUGUCUGAUGCAGACAUAUCUCGCUUUGGAUGAGAUCACCCGCGAUUGGAAAUCAGGCAAAACUAAAGCCCACUUCGAGUUCAAGAAAACCAGAACACCACCUAAUCCGGAGCUUGAGCCGGCGAAUUUAGAUGGGACUAUUCGCGACUCAACAACUCCUGACAGGACAAGAGCUCUCGAGGAACUACGGGCUGCUCGGCAGGUAUGCGAAGCAGAUCAGUCUAGGCGGAACACAGCAAGGGCCAAAGUUCUCGAGGAAGAAAAUAACUUCAAGCAAGCCCAGGAAGAAGGAACUAUUGCUGAAUGUGGCUGCUGCUUCGACGAACAACCGCUGAACCGCAUGGUUCACUGCGACAACCCGGACGCUGAGCACUAUUUCUGCUUCGCUUGCGCGCGAAAGUGCGCUGAGACAGCGAUUGGACUCGCGAGAUUUCAACUCAACUGUAUGUCAAUGGACGGCUGCAGCCAUGAUUUCUCUCAUUCCCAGCGGGCGAUCUUCCUCGACGACAAGCUGCAAGCAGCGCUUGACCGCAUAGAAUUUGAAGCAGCUCUACAAGCCCAAGGCUUCGAGAAUCUCUCAGCAUGUCCGUUCUGUCCAUACGCCGCCGACUGCCCUCCAGUCGAGGAGGACAAAGAGUUCAGGUGUGCCAACCCUGAAUGCGAGAUCGUCAGCUGCCGCCUAUGUAAAGAAGAGACACAUGUUCCCCGGACAUGUGAGGAGGCCGCAGCCGAAAGCGGAAUAUCGGAACGUCGCAAAAUCGAGGAGGCCAUGUCUGAAGCCUUAAUCCGCAAAUGCAACAAAUGCGGCACUCCUUUUAUUAAAGAGGAAGGCUGCAACAAAAUGACUUGCACCAGGCCAGGAUGCAGAAAUGUGCAGUGCUAUGUUUGCUCUAAAUCUUGCGCAUACGAUCACUUUGACGACGCUGCCAGAGGGGGAAAGAAGGGAAACUGCCCCCUCUUCGAACAGACCGAGGUUCGCCACGAGAAAGAAGUUCGGCAGGCCGAGGAGGAAGCCCGCCAGAAGGUCUUAGCAGCCAAGCCCAAGUUGAACGAAGGGCUUCUCAAAUUCAACAUGUCUGAGCAUGUCACGAAGGGGGAGAAGAAAACCCGAAGUAUGGCACACAUUGAACGAGGUCCGCAAGUAGUCCAGCGUCGGCACGCAGGUGUCGACCCGGUCGGAGAAGCUAUGAGACUGCAUCUGGAUCCAGACGCACUAGCUGCUGAGCAAAGAAUCCAGGCUCUAAUUGCCGGCGAGCAGGCCGCCUGGAACAAUCGGCUAGGUCUUCAUCAAGCCAUCGCGCAAAACCCAUCGCAGGCUCAGCCUCCUGAGCAGCCCAAGCCGGUUCGCCUGGCCAGACCAGCCCAGCCGGCAAUACAGCAAGCGAUGGCUCUACAACACGGAGCAAAUGCACUGCCUGGAGCUCAGAAUCUUGCGGUCGGUGGUCCACAAAUUGCGGCGCCCUACAAUCCUGUGGUUCCUAGGUAUUCGUCAAAGUUGCCUCUGCCGAUUCAGCAACCGCUUUUCCCACAGCCGAUUCCCCCAGCAGCGUAUCAGUUUCAGGCUGGCAACAAUGGUAACCAGUCUGCCCAGCAGAGACAGCCACUCGCGCAACAUCAUGUGGUUCGGCCACAUCGUGACGGACACAAUACUGGAAGGCAGGUACCGAACGCAGCGGCCAGAGCCGCCCCGCAGGCGGUGAAUGGUCUUUUCGGGGUUCCUGAUGCCGUCGCCAACAACAAAUGGAAUCAACUGAAUAUGCCGCCAUUUGGCGGGGGGAUCGAUCCAUUCGAACUCGAUAUUGGCUUCGAAUUGGGACUCAUGGCUCAGCAACCCGCCAACAUUGACCACUCCUAUCCGAUGUCACUGUUCGGUGCCGAGGCAAACAACCCUCCUGUGCCAGGUGGCAUGAACUUUGGCAACAAUGCUUAUGGGAAUCCGGUGAACUAUGUGGUUCAGCAACCAAGGGAUGCGUCCGAGCUCGGGAGAACUAGAGAUAACCCCCUGGAGCUCGACUAG